AUGGCAGCUUAUGCAGCUUUAGUUUCACUCACGCAUAUCAUCAAACACCUUCAGCACCAUCCUCGCCCUCCCAUUACUCUCGACCAAAAACACAUCCUCUCGCUCACCCAAAACAUUACUUUCUUGCAAGAUUUCCUUGAGAGCUAUCCCGUUACACCUAAAGAUGCCUUAGAGAGUCGUAUAACCGAUGUAGCUUAUGCGGCAGCGGAGAUAAUUGAAUCCCAAGUAAUCCGCCAAAUUCUUGCUGAAUUAUCCGCAAACCCCAGUGAAGAAAAUAUGGCUUCUGUUGAUUUUUGGCAUCGCCUAGACAAAGUGAUACAAGAUAUGGAUUUGAUCAAGGAAGAUGCGACCGGAUUCCAGCCGGAUCACGGCAAGUCAACGCCGGCGGGUCGUUCAAAAUCUCCUCCGACAAUCCACAAAACCAUGGUGGGGUUUGAUGGGAUCAAAUUCGAGGUCAUGGAUAAGCUCACCCGAUCUCAUACUGACCGUCAGAUCAUCCCAAUUUCAGGUAUGGGCGGAAUAGGUAAAACUACACUUGCUAGAAAUAUCUAUUCAGAUCCACUCAUCAGGCAUCACUUUGACAUUCUUGCAUGGGUCACGAUUUCUCAAGAAUACAGAGUGAAGAAAGUUCUUUUAGAUGUCAUCCUCUGUCUGAAAACCAUUACUAACACUACUGAUGAGUUGAACCAGAUGAGCGAACAUAAAUUGGGAGAAAUGCUAUACAAAAGUUUAGUCGGUCGGAAGUAUUUCAUCGUGAUGGAUGAUAUAUGGAGUAUUGAGGCAUGGGAAAAGGUGAGAUUCUUCUUUCCAGAUAAUAACAAUGGAAGUCGGAUACUUGUGACAACACGGUUAUCAGACUUGGCUUCUCAAUUUGCGAGUACAUUUGGCUUAGAGAUGAAUUUUCUUGAUGAGGAUAAAAGUUGGGACCUAUUGCGCAAUACCGUGUUUGGAGAAGAAGAAGAUUGCCCUGUGGAAUUGGAGAAGGUCGGGAAAAAAAUUGCCGAGAAAUGCAACGGACUUCCAUUGUCACUCGUCGUGAUUGGAGGACUCUUGGCAAAAUCCAACCCAACACGAAAAUACUGGGAAAACGUUUUGGGGAAUUUAAACGCGAUCGUGAAUUCAGAGGAAAACGAGCGUUGUUUAAGAAUACUGCACAUGAGCUAUGACGAGUUGCCGGUUCAUUUAAAGCCGUGUUUUCUUCACAUGGGAAUGUUUCUUGAAGGCUGUGAGAUUCGCGUCCCUAACCUCAUCAAAGCAUGGGUUGCCGAAGGAUUUCUAAAACCACACUCUGUUAAAACCUCAGAGGUUUUGGCGGAAGAGUAUUUGGAGGACCUCAUCGCAAGGAAUCUAGUUCUGGCCCGCCGAAGGGGUCCCACUGGAAAAUUAAAACUAUGCGCUGUUCAUGAUCUGUUGAGGGACCUUGGAGAACGAGAAGCAGAAAAACAAGAUUUCCUUUGUGCCAGAAAAGGGCAUAAUCUUAGCUUUUUUACCAUACGCCGUGUUGCCCCAUAUCAUCUGAGUCCGGACGUUUUUGAUCCCAUGUAUUCUAACUCUUUCGUGCAUGCUAUGGUGUCUGAAGAUGUUUCUCAGCUAGUUAACACCCGGUACAUAGCUGCCCAACUUAACUGGAUAUCCCAUCCACAGAUUCGUGGAUUUCCUUCUUCCGUCUACUUCCUUGCUAACCUUCAAACGCUAAUUGUUCUUGAUAAAUGCCGAAUCAGCUCGCCAUUUGUAAUCUGGAACAUGGCUCAAAUUAGACAUGUCCAGAUCGACUCAUUUUGCCUCUCGACUCCUUUUCCUCCUUCUCAAGUGGACACUGUUUUGGAAAACCUACAGACACUCUCCACAGUAAAUAACCUGGAUUUGAGCAAAGAGGUUGUCAAUAGAAUCCCCAAAAUCAAGAAAAUGAAAUUAAAUUUCGAGGGGAAAGAAGUUUCGCGUUUGCAUCUCGAAAAUCUCGGCUAUCUACGUGAACUCGAAUCCCUUUCCUUAAGAUUUCCCAUCUCAUCACUAGUGAGACAAAGUGAGUUGCUUCCAAUCCCAGCAUGCCUUUCGCAUUCCCUCACGAAGUUAUCUCUCGAGAGCUGCUAUCUCGAUUGGGAGGAUAUGAACACGAAAAUCGGUAGCCUUCCCCUUCUUCAGGUGCUAAAGCUGAGACUGUGUUCCUUUGUGGGGCCCUUGUGGGAGACUGAUGAAGACCAGUUCCAGAGCUUGAAAUUCUUGCUGGUUGAGAUGUGUCGUGAUUUCGAGUGCUGGAAGAGUGAGAGUGCCCACUUUCCGCAACUCGAGCACGUUGUGUUGAGAGGAUUGCGUGAGUUGAAGGAGAUUCCUUUGGGUAUUGAAGAUGUAGCUACGCUUAAGUAUAUUGACUUGGAUUGUUGUAGUGAUUCAGCUGUUAUUUCUGCUCGAUGUAUAGUUGAUGAGCAGGAAGAACUCGGGAAUGUAGGGCUUCAAGUUCGAGUUCGCCUUUGGAAAAAGAAUCGGGAGCUGGAGAGCUUGGCGAGUGACGUUUUUCAAGUAAAGAUCAGGGAUGGAUACCUCAACGAGGAGUGAACAAUUUGAUAUCUGAAGGAGAAACUUAUUUAGUGAAAGGCCAAGCAUACGCCAAGAAGCAGAUGUUAUCUCUGCAACAGCCAAAUCAGAGAUGUUACACAAAACACCAGGGUAAAGAGAUGGUUUUGUUUUAUUCAGUCAAACGUACCUACAAAUAUGUACUCCAUGAAGAUGUGUUACUUGUUACAACUUUUCUUUUUUAGCAACAGAUUCAUUCUUUGAGUGCUCCUGUACACUUGUUAAACCAUCGUAUUUUUUGUUGUGUGCAAAUUUUAGUUAACAUAUUGAUCAAGAGUUUCGAGUUUGUUUUUGGGUUUCAAUCACGUGUGCCAUAUCCUGUAGGAGUCAAAGUGAUGUUAUGAUACUGAGAGUGAUCAAGUUAGGUUGAUC
Messenger RNA from Striga asiatica, 2943 nucleotides. NCBI's taxonomy places the organism in Eukaryota, Viridiplantae, Streptophyta, Magnoliopsida, Lamiales, Orobanchaceae. The record is from the annotation of a GenBank genome assembly.